Messenger RNA from Penicillium taxi, 1503 nucleotides. Its product is annotated as CHAT domain-containing protein. Lineage: Eukaryota; Fungi; Ascomycota; Eurotiomycetes; Eurotiales; Aspergillaceae. The transcript is spliced from 3 exons. The coding region runs from base 1 to 1503 and encodes 500 amino acids. The record is from RefSeq and is a predicted model, not a curated record.
AUGAUUGCCAUUCCAUUGACUCGCGUCUUUGCAGCAUGUGGACUACUUCUCAUUUUGAUGAAACACAAUCGCUGGUACAAAGCCUCCUCUCUUGCCGAGAAAACCACUCGGCUUCUUCCUCUCCUUUGCAGCCGUUACCUCAGCCGCCAGGAUCAGCAGUAUGCUAUCACCCAGACUACAGGCCUAGCUGCUGAUAUCUGCACCAUCUUUAACCAUGUAAACAAGCCCAACCAAGCUCUUCAACACCUAGAGUUUGGUCGUGGCCUGAUCCUCAGCUAUCUGAUUGACAGCCGCAAUGAUGUUGAUCAGCUCCAUAAGGACCACCCAGGCUUGGCCAGUGAGUACGAUCUCCUCCGGCGCACUUUGUCCCAACCUUUACCUUCCGUGGAAUCUAAAGACAGUGCACAUAUACUCGAGCGCAAGAAACAAGCCGCUCGCGAGCUGGAACACUGCCUGCAUGCUAUUCGCCAACAGCCAGGCCAUGCUUUGAUCGUCCUAGAGGACCAAAUACACUCUCUUGAGCUACCCCUCAUGCCAAGCCUCCAUCACUUUGGUUUUAACAAAAUGCUAGCCCGGUUUCGGGCCGUAGCCCAACGUGGACCGCGCGAUGUCCAAAGCGAGCUACAGGCCUCCCACCCAAUCGUCAGACUUACUAAGCCAUACUACGAUGCUGAAGCUCUUUUCUGGCUAUGGGAUUGCUGGGUCAAGCUAAUUCUGGAAUUCAUCGAGCUUCAAGCAUCUGUGCCAACUGAUAAGUACCGCAUCUGGUGGAUGGGGACUGGUGCAGCGAGUUUUCUCCCGUUCUAUGCCGCUGGACAUUACGAGGAUCCACUGCAAAGCACCAUGGGCCAUGCCAUCUCUUCGUACAUGCCUACUAUCGAGGCACUCGCCUACUCACGGUCCCAGCUGUCCAGAUUACCAACUCGCGAUACCCAAACAUCAGUUGCUAUCAUGGCCAUGCCCACUACACCACAGGAAACAUCAUUACCGGGUAUCGAGUCCGAGAUUGAGGCCAUCCAAAAUGCUGCUGGCUCUGAAUUCACUCUCCAGGUGCAGAGAUAUCCCCAGUCAGAGGCCGUACUACAGGCUAUGCAAGAGAUCGAUAUAAUUCACUUUGCGUGUCACGACGGACCAUCGGGCCCGUUGGUUGAUCGACUGACUGUGCAGAAAAUCUCUGAUCAAAUGGUAAAACGAGCGCGUAUUGCCUUCUUAUCAGCCUGUUCGACUGCUGAGAUCACCGCGCACGAAUUCACCGAUGAGGCGAUCCAUUUGGCCAGCGUGUUCCAGGUGGCCGGCUUUGGGCACGUGAUCGCAUCCUUGUGGUCCGUGAAGGACUCUGUCUGUGCGCCUGUGGCAUCUCAUUUCUACCAUCAUCUCGCCCAGCAGACCACCGGGUCACUCAGCAAUCGGACUAUUGCCGAGGCUCUGCACGGCGCUGUGUUAAAGAUUCGCAAGACUGAAAGUCCUAAUGUCUGGGCAUCGUUCGUCCACUAUGGCGCCUGA